AAUAACAUUGCACAGAGAAGAAAUAGGUACUACUUGUGACUGUUUGACAACUGCAAAGAUUUAAUUUUAUAGAAAUAACCUAAUUUUAAUGUUUCGGUGCUAUCCUAGUGAAAAAAAUACCUAUUACCAUCGAAAGCUGGAAUAACGCUUUCAAAAUGAGCUUUUUAUUUGGGAGUCGUUCCAACAAGACUUUCAAACCGAAGAAGAACAUACCGGAAGGCACGCACCAGUACGACUUGAUGCGGCACGCGGCGGCCACGCUGGGCUCCGGCAACCUGCGCCUGGCCGUCAUGCUGCCGGAGGGCGAGGACCUCAACGAGUGGGUGGCCGUCAACACGGUGGACUUCUUCAACCAGAUCAACAUGCUGUACGGCACCAUCACGGAGUUCUGCACGGAGGACUCGUGCGCCGUGAUGUCGGCGGGGCCCAAGUACGAGUACCACUGGGCUGACGGACACACCGUCAAGAAGCCCAUCAAGUGCUCCGCGCCCAAGUACAUCGACUACCUCAUGACGUGGGCGCAGGACCAGCUCGACGACGAGACACUCUUCCCCUCCAAGAUAGGAGUGCCGUUCCCCAAGAACUUCCUGGCGAUGGCGAAGACGAUCCUGAAGCGGCUGUUCCGCGUGUACGCGCACAUCUACCACCAGCACUUCCCCGAGGUGGUGCAGCUCGGCGAGGAGGCGCACCUCAACACCUCGUUCAAGCACUUCAUCUUCUUCGUGCAGGUGACACUCUCCUGUGUAACGAGUUAGAUUUGCAGCUGUGAAUAAAAGAAUUCAACCUGAUCGAGCGACGGGAGCUGGCGCCGCUGCAGGAACUCAUCGAGAAACUCACCGCCAAGGAGGCGCGAUGAGUCCCCCCCCCUCCCCGCCACCACCCGCCGGCACACACACACACACACACACACACUCCGGCCCCACGCGAACUCACGAGUAUUCCGAGUAGAUAACUUUUAAAAUGCCUCCGCCCUAAGGUUUGGCGGGUGCUUGGCACGAUAACUAUACUUUAAAUUAAUUUUGUUUACCUAAGUAAUGUUUAUGCUAUUUACGUUAUACUAGUAAAGUAAGCGUAAAUCGUAAAAAACGACAAGUCUAACAUUAUAACUCGUGCAACUCGAACAUACUGGUGUUAAAUAAUUAAAGUAAAUAUACAUCUAUACUAAUAUAUUGAGGAGGAAUCGUUUCUUGUAUCCUACAGGCUACUGUUGAACCCAUUUGAGUAAAUAAAAUCACAAAAUUAUUCACUGGUGCUAGCUAGACUAUUCCCGAGUGACAUAGGCUAUAUUAUAGGGAACAGGAAGAGGAUCUUGCGAGAUUCGGAUGAACCCGCGACAAAAUAGCUAGUAUAUAAUAAUAGUUUUAUCGGUCCAGUAGCCUUUAGAGUGCAAACAAGAAAUGUUUUGUCUUUAAUAUGUUGGUGUAAAGGAUACUAUCUAAUUAGCGUACAGCGGACGGCUCAUGUAGACAUUGCUCUCUUGGAAGCUGAGCGGGCAAUGUGGGCACGAGUGGCGUCGCCCUGGAGCCGCCAGCACUGACCCGCGGCUACAGAGACCAGAGGACGGCCUUCCUAUCAAUAAGUUUAUAUAUAGAUGCAAUUUAUCUUUGGAAAAUAUUUAGAUUUGAUACAUGAAGUAUAAUGGUAUAUUUAGGUAGCAGCGGCGACUGUCGCCGUGACGAUGUCCCACUAUGUGAUGUGCUAUUCGCUAAGUUAUUUAUUAUUUGAUGAUUGACGACAGUCUAAGAGUAUUUAUUAGAUUAAAUCUUUAUUUCGGAUGUCUCAUGUGUAUUUAUGGUUUAAUGCAAUUAUAAUCUCUUGUAGCAUUAAUAUUAGUGGUGUAGAUAUAUUUUGUGCAUUUAAUAUAUUUUGAUUUCGUGUUCAAUCAUAUCGAUCUAUGUUGCGACUGAAAAGUGAUGUAUUUAAUUUAAAAUUAGACAAUUUCUGAAUAAAACAUUAAGUUUUCUUAA
This is a messenger RNA of Helicoverpa zea (corn earworm), 1967 nucleotides long. RefSeq names its product MOB kinase activator-like 1 (gene mats). The record is from RefSeq and is a predicted model, not a curated record. NCBI's taxonomy places the organism in Eukaryota, Metazoa, Arthropoda, Insecta, Lepidoptera, Noctuidae. Gene Ontology annotation, cellular component: cytoplasm; nucleus. Gene Ontology annotation, molecular function: protein kinase activator activity. The coding region runs from base 156 to 755 and encodes 199 amino acids. The transcript is spliced from 5 exons. Gene Ontology annotation, biological process: positive regulation of protein phosphorylation; hippo signaling.